CGGAAGUCAUGCAGGGCUUGUUGUGAGUCUACAAGCAUGUUCUCUCCACUGCAUGCAAAAGGGCCUCCAGAGAAAGCCCUCACAAAACAUUUCUUUUGUUGUAUUUAUCCGAGGUGAGCAUAACAGUGCCACCAUGGCUCACAAGAAGCCAGGCCAGCAGGAAAUGGUUCAGGUCGGUUCGUGAUACUAUGAUCUCUUGAUCCUUGCCAUUAUAUGUCUAUUGUUUUGACUGAACUAACUGAAACCUUCUGCACAGAUAGAUCAGAACGGCCAUCUUCGCCGUUUUGGAGGAGCAGGUCAUCCUCGCGACAGGCUUCGGGCAAGUCCAACAAAGUGAUAGGCGCAUCUUACUCCCACGCGGACAUGCUCAAAUUCGAAUCAUUGUCAUUGGGCUCUGGUUCAAGGCCUAGAACACCCCCUAAUCCUACGUCGAGACCGUCACAAACACCUCCUGCAGAUGGGAGGGGUUACCAUUCUCCGGAACGAAAAGCAUACCCGGCCUAUACCUCUUCGGUACUAAGUGAGAGUUGGGAUGUCCUUGGUGAUGAGGACGUGGAGGGCGAUGACGAUGAUCUUGUAUACGAAGACGACGAAGACGAGUUCGGAUUACCUAGCAUAUCCAGCAUGCGUCGGAAGAGGAGCUUCAAGAACAAGGCAUUGAAAGCACAACAAGUUUCCUACCCGAGUAUUCAUCAGACAACAUCUGGUUCGACGUUAGCACCUUCGCCAAUGCCUCAGCUACAUAGAUCAAGCAGUUUCGAUAUAGCAGAGGAGCGAAACCCAUUGUCAUAUCCCAGCGCGAAGAAGGGUGAUGGAAAGAUCUUAAGGCCGCAGUACAAGGACAUCCUGCGGGACCCAGCCAACUCGUUACAUCUCAUCAAUCAUCCGGUGCUGGCAAGCAAUGCUACUCCAAAAGAGACAGAAGCGCACAGCACACGAAUAUCACGGAUCAACAGAUUUAAGCGGAUAUUGCAGGCCAGCUCGGUAUCGUUGCCAGAUCUUCGCUCUGCCGCCUGGUCGGGAGUACCUGAGGAGGUGCGGGCAAUAACGUGGCAGCUUUUGCUUGGGCAUUUGCCAACAAAUAGCGAAAGAAGAGUUACUACCCUGGAGCGCAAGCGAAAAGAGUAUCUCGAUGCAGUACGGCAAGCUUUCAAUUCUGGCACCAUGGGCAACCGGAAUGGAUCAAGUACGGGUGUCACUGGCCUUGCUUCACAGCCUCCUGUGACUACUGGCCGAGGCCGUGGUCUUGAUGAAGCUAUUUGGCAUCAGAUCAGCAUCGAUGUUCCCAGGACCAAUCCACACAUUCCGCUUUACCAGUAUGAAGCCACCCAAAGGUCUCUCGAGCGAAUCUUAUACGUCUGGGCCAUCAGACAUCCUGCCAGCGGGUACGUUCAAGGCAUCAACGACUUGGCAACACCCUUCUGGCAGGUCUUUCUUGGGACAUAUAUCACGGAUUUGAACAUCGAAAGCGGCAUGGAUCCAGGACAACUUCCGAAGCCCGUCAUUGAUGCGGUUGAAGCAGAUACGUUUUGGUGUCUGACGAAACUGCUAGACGGCAUCCAGGACAAUUAUAUUGUGGCUCAGCCUGGCAUACAUCGGCAAGUAGCUGCCCUGCGCGACCUUACGACGAGGAUUGAUUCUGGUUUGGCCAACCACUUCGAAAGCGAACACAUUGAGUAUAUGCAGUUUAGUUUUCGAUGGAUGAAUUGCCUCCUGAUGCGAGAGUUGAGCAUCAAGAACGUGAUCAGGAUGUGGGAUACUUACAUGGCUGAGGAAAACGGCUUCUCACAGUUCCACCUCUACGUGUGCGCAGCCUUCCUGGUUAAAUGGUCGGAGCAACUGAUGAAGAUGAAUUUUCAAGAGAUAUUGAUGUUCUUGCAAGCACUUCCGACCCGGGAAUGGACCGAAAAGGACAUUGAGCUGCUUCUUAGCGAGGCUUUCAUCUGGCAAAGCCUCUUCCGUGGUUCGAGGGCACAUUUGCGGACUUCGAAUAGCACAAUACCUAUGGGAUCUUUGGGUCCAUCAGGCUGAUACAUUAUCAGUUCAAAUAUGCAUUUAUGACCAUUACUGAAUGAGUCCAUAUGAAGUUCUAACGCUCGUCUGGACAUUUAUUUUAUGUCCAUUGUGUACCUGAAAGCUCCGGACAAAUGUCUCGUCUCAUUCAGGGGCAGAAAUCAGGGCAGCGAAUAUAAUUGGUGGAAUGAGCCGGGGAAGUUGAUCAAUUCCAGUGACGGCGAAUGAUGUCAUAUACGAUGCUCCAUCAUUGAACAUUGGAAGGAAUAUAGUAUGGAGACUUGAGUAGAGCUUUAUUCAUUACGACAAGGCUUGAUGCAC
This is a messenger RNA of Exophiala oligosperma, 2334 nucleotides long. RefSeq lists its product as hypothetical. The coding region runs from base 214 to 2031 and encodes 605 amino acids. Gene Ontology annotation, cellular component: Golgi apparatus. The transcript is spliced from 5 exons. NCBI's taxonomy places the organism in Eukaryota, Fungi, Ascomycota, Eurotiomycetes, Chaetothyriales, Herpotrichiellaceae. Gene Ontology annotation, molecular function: GTPase activator activity. The record is from RefSeq and is a predicted model, not a curated record. Gene Ontology annotation, biological process: activation of GTPase activity.